This is a messenger RNA of Xiphophorus maculatus (southern platyfish), 737 nucleotides long. RefSeq names its product fibroblast growth factor 4 (gene fgf4). Gene Ontology annotation, cellular component: cytoplasm. Gene Ontology annotation, biological process: animal organ morphogenesis; regulation of cell migration; fibroblast growth factor receptor signaling pathway. Lineage: Eukaryota; Metazoa; Chordata; Actinopteri; Cyprinodontiformes; Poeciliidae. Gene Ontology annotation, molecular function: fibroblast growth factor receptor binding; growth factor activity. The transcript is spliced from 3 exons. The record is from RefSeq and is a predicted model, not a curated record. The coding region runs from base 59 to 625 and encodes 188 amino acids.
UACUGUCACCUCACUGGGAGAGCGCACACUGGAGGCUGCUUUCCGAGUCAAACCUGGCAUGGGUUCUUUGUCGGCCCUGAGGACCGUCCUAGUUUUGAACCUGGUUACGGCCCUCGCGGGAUGCGCCGCCGGUUUGAACGGGACAGCGGAGCGCUGGGAGGCCCUCUACUCCCGCUCUCUGGCACGGAUCCCGGGGGAAAAGCGGGAGGAGAUCAGUCGGGACGGAGACUACCUCCUAGGCAUUAAACGGUUGCGGCGCCUCUACUGCAACGUGGGGAUUGGUUUUCAUAUACAAGUGUUACCCGACGGCAGAAUAACAGGAGUACACAGCGAGAAUCGUUACAGUCUGCUGCAGAUCUCUCCUGUGGAGAGAGGGGUGGUUACUCUGCUGGGUGUUCACAGUGGGCUCUUUGUGGCCAUGAACCGAAGAGGAAAACUUUAUGGAUCUUUACACUACAGCAACGAGUGCAAGUUCAGAGAGAAGCUCCUCGCCAACAACUACAAUGCUUAUGAAUCGGCCGCCUACCCAAGGAUGUUCAUGGGCUUGAGUAAGAAUGGCAAAACAAAAAGAGGAAACAGAGUGUCACCAGCGAUGACAGUGACACAUUUCUUGCCAAGAAUCUAGUGAGCUGAUAAAUCUACUUCAAGACAAUAUGGGAAGAAGGAGGGAGCCAAUCAGGAGAGAGCCAGAGGGUAGGGGGGUUUUCUCCAAGCUGUGAUGCACUUUCACUCCAAAA